AUUUUUUGGAUCAUAAAUGCUAAAUCUAUUUAGAGAAUACACCUUUGUUAAUAAAUAUGGCUAUUCUAAAAUUUACCCAUGGCAACGAUUUUUAGUUAUUACUUAUACCCUAACAAUAAUGUUAAAAGUCAGAAUUGUAACAAUAAUAUUAUGUUUAUAUCUGAGUACAGUAUAUUUUGUGGGAACAAUAUUUGCAUCUGUAACAAUGGAGCCAAUCAUCAUAGUUCACGGCGGUGCUGGUAAUAUACCAGAGAGUAGAGUACAAGGCAAACUAGAUGGUGUUAGAGUUGCUGUGAAAGCUGGAAAUAAAAUAUUGAAAGAGGGAGGCACCGCCUUGGAUGCUGUUGAGGCUGCUGUGGUUUCCAUGGAGAAGGAUGAAUAUUUUAAUGCAGGCUACGGCUCGGUAUUAAACCUACGUGGUGAAGUAGAAAUGGAGGCAAGUAUUAUGAGUGGAAAGAACCUUGAUGUGGGUGCUGUAACACUAAUUAAAGACUUUGAACACCCAAUUAGCAUUGCCCACAAAGUUUUAUGUGAUUCACCCCACUCUUUGCUUGGUGCAGAGGGAGCUAAAAUAUUUGCUCUAGAGAAGGGAUUUCAAACAGUGCCACCAGAAUCACUUAUCAGUGAAAACGCAAAACACGCACUCGAAGAGUUCUUGAAACACGGUGAAUUUGGUAGAACCGAAAUAGGUUUAAAGAAUCAGGGAGGAGUGGGAACAGUAGGUGCAGUUGCAAUUGAUCGUAAUGGGGAUAUAGUGGUCGCUACUAGCACGGGAGGAAUGAGUGGGAAAGCAGUCGGCCGAAUUGGAGACACGCCACAGAUAGGUAGCGGCACAUAUGCUGAUAAUCAUGUUGGAGGUGUUUCUACUACUGGUCACGGGGAAUCGAUAUUGAAGUACUGUUUGGCUCACAGUAUUAUUAAACUCAUGGAGACCGGUAUUGAUACAAACACUGCUACUAAGACUGCUGUUGAUGGUAUGACGAAUCGUUUAAACAACACAGCAGGGGCGAUAACUCUUUCGAAGAAUGGAGAUGUAGGAAUACACUUCAGUUCCGUGAGAAUGGCGUGGGCAUACAUUAAAAAUAAUAAACUUAUCUAUGGAAUUGAACAUAAUCAACGACUUGAAGACUAGCAUGAAGAAUGAUUAUUUAAGGAAAAGGUUGUAUAUGACCUAAAAUGUAUUAAUAUGAUUGAUGUAACAAUAUAAUAUACCUAACA
Molecule: messenger RNA, 1218 nt
Organism: Pieris napi
Lineage: Eukaryota; Metazoa; Arthropoda; Insecta; Lepidoptera; Pieridae
Product: probable isoaspartyl peptidase/L-asparaginase GA20639
Exons: 8
Coding region: 17-1132 (371 amino acids)
Molecular function (GO): asparaginase activity
Source: RefSeq, a predicted model, not a curated record